AAACCCAGGACAGAAAAUUGCGAGUGAAGCAAAGGACGGCACCACCAACUCCCCAACUACGACCCGAUGAAAAACUCCAGUCGAGUGUGAGGCCAUGGAGUUGGAAACCAAUCACUAUCGAUUCCAUUCUAAUUCCUGCUGUCCUUCUCUCCUCCCAAAUCUGGUUCCAUUCUCUCGUGCUCUUGAAGCUUCUCUUCCCAUUCCUCCUUUUUCUUCCUCCUCCACUCUCUCCAACUACCCCUUAAAUACCUGAUGCUGCUGCUGAAAUUCAAACACCACUUCCAUCUGCUCAACCAAAUCCAGAAACCUCUGUCUGUACCGCCGCUUUCACCGCUUUGCAAUGCACGGUCCCGACCGCUGGCUCACCCACCCGAUCAAUUCCGAGCCUUCCGAUUCGUUCCUCCUCCACGGACUCGGAGGCUUGUUCCUCGACCACGGCACCAUUCCUCCUUCGUUUGUGUCGCUGAUUCCGCCUAAGAGUUGCUCGGACUCUGCUUCGGGUUUGAUCUCGGUUCCUCGGAGUCCCCGGAAGGUGGUCAGGUUUGAGGCUUCGAGGCGGGGAAAGAGAAUCUGCGGCCAUUUCUUGUCGGUGAGCUUGUCGAUAAAUCGAGACGGUAAUGGGGACGAUGGGUAUGUUCGGGAAUCAGGGGAAGUCCUGGGGCAAAAUGGGAAUAAAAGUCUGGAGGAAGAGGAGGAGGCAAUGUCGUAUAAGGACGAAGAGAAGGUACGAACGGUUAAAACUGGGGGAUCAAAUGCUAUGAACGUGACCAAGCAUCUCUGGUCUGGAGCUGUCGCUGCUAUGGUUUCAAGGACGUUUGUUGCUCCUCUUGAGAGAUUAAAGCUGGAAUAUAUAGUUCGUGGUGAACAGAAGAACCUUUUUGAGCUGAUCACUAAAAUUGCCGCUACUCAAGGGCUUCAAGGUUUCUGGAAAGGAAAUUUUGUCAAUAUUCUUCGCACGGCACCCUUUAAGGCUAUCAAUUUCUAUGCUUAUGAUACAUAUAGAAAUCAUCUGAUGAAGUUGACCGGGAAUGAGGAAACCACAAAUUUUGAGAGGUUCAUUGCUGGUGCUGCAUCUGGAAUUACUGCUACCUUGCUCUGCAUACCAAUGGAUACUAUCAGAACAAAGAUGAUAGCACCAGGUGGAGAAGCCUUGGGAGGUGUUAUUGGUACUUUCCGCCACAUGAUUUAUACAGAAGGGUUCUUUUCUCUUUACAAGGGUUUAGUACCCUCCAUUAUAAGCAUGGCCCCUUCAGGUGCAGUGUUCUAUGGUGUUUAUGACAUGUUGAAAUCAGCAUAUCUGCAUUCACCAGAAGGGAGAAAAAGAAUCCAAAACAUGAAACAAGAAGGCGGGGAACUUAACGCUUUGGAACAGCUGGAGUUGGGUCCGACCAGAACAUUAUUGUAUGGGGCAAUUGCUGGUGCUUGUGCUGAAGCUGCUACUUAUCCUUUCGAAGUUGUGAGGAGACAGCUUCAACUGCAAGUGCGGGAAACAAGGUUAAAUGCCCUGGCAACUUGUGUAAAGAUUGUUGAGAAAGGGGGUGUUCCUGCUCUUUAUGCAGGAUUAAUUCCCAGCUUAUUGCAGGUUUUACCAUCAGCUGCCAUAAGCUAUUUUGUCUACGAGUUCAUGAAGAUAGUUCUAAAUGUCGAGUCCACUUAGACUGAUAGAAUUGCAAGCCUGCUCAAGUCCGUUGCAGAGCGCUUUGAUAGAUUUUAUUUUUGUUUUUUUUUUUUU
Juglans microcarpa x Juglans regia is the source of this 1732-nucleotide messenger RNA. RefSeq names its product probable mitochondrial adenine nucleotide transporter BTL3. Gene Ontology annotation, biological process: transmembrane transport. Bases 341 to 1657 code for a protein of 438 amino acids. NCBI's taxonomy places the organism in Eukaryota, Viridiplantae, Streptophyta, Magnoliopsida, Fagales, Juglandaceae. The record is from RefSeq and is a predicted model, not a curated record. The transcript has 4 exons.